CGGGACAGACAGAGACACUCCUACGCGUUCAGGUCACUGAAGGUGGACGAUCCUCGCCGUCCUUCUGUUCCUUUUUGCCAGGAAGAGAGACAGUGACUAAAACCGCCAGCCAGACCGAACGACACCUGGGGACUUUCAACGGAACGAUUCGUGGAAGGACGGACUGAAGUUGGACAAAGUUUUUGUCCGCGGGGGAAAUGAGCGUGUCGUCCGCGUGAUAAGAGCAAAACGAGAGGAGAGAAGCGGCGAUUUGUUUUUCUUCAGCAAGAGACACGGAUACAUGCCGCAAACACAGCGGUCGCGCACGAGCUUCAUUCGGGGCUGUGGCGAGCAGACCGGUUUGGAUGGGCGCGUGUGUGAUAGCAGGAGCUGGCUAAGGCACGUCCAGAUCUCUCCAUCCACCCACCAACACAACCUCACAGCCUGCCAGAUACAUGAGCAGAUCUUUUACCGUGUGGUCCGAGAGGUCCAGCCGGGUGAGGAACUCUUACUGUUCAUGAAGGCUGAGGAGUUUUCAUGUGAGACCAUGGCUCCAGACAUACACGAGGAGCGUCAAUACCGUUGUGAGGACUGUGACCUGAACUUUGAGUCUGGUUCAGAGCUGCUGGACCAUCAGAAGCAUGCAUGCGGUACCCCGCCUUCCUCCGGCUUCAAGCUGUCUAAGCAGGGUCUGCCCAGCACCGCAGACGAUCCUGAUCUUGAUCUGCUGCACUUACACACUCACCCCCUGAACUUACCCCGCUUCCCACAGGAGUGUAAGGAGUGUGAGCAGGUCUUUCCUGAUGCCCAGAGUCUGGACACUCACUCUCUGUCUCACUCCGAUGAGAGGGAGUAUAAGUGUGAUCAGUGUCCAAAGGCAUUCAACUGGAAAUCAAACCUGAUUCGCCACCAGAUGUCACAUGACAGCGGCAAGCAUUAUGAAUGUGAAAACUGCUCAAAGGUGUUCACAGACCCAAGUAACUUACAGAGGCACAUCCGCUCUCAGCACAUGGGGGCGCGAGCUCACGCCUGCCCCGACUGUGGCAAGACAUUCGCCACUUCCUCGGGCCUUAAACAACACAAACACAUCCACGCUUCCGUCAAGCCCUUCAUAUGUGAGGUCUGCCACAAAUCUUACACACAAUUCUCCAAUCUAUGCCGCCACAAGCGCAUGCACGCGGACUGUCGCACUCAGAUUAAGUGCAAAGACUGCGGCCAGAUGUUUAGCACCACGUCGUCCCUAAACAAGCAUCGGCGCUUCUGUGAGGGUAAAAAUCAUUUUGCUGCUGCUGCCGGAGGAUUUUUUGCCCAGGGCGUGGCCCUCCCUGGCACCCCUGGCCUAGACAAGUCCGCACUGGCUGGAAUGAGCCAUGGGAGUCCUAGUUUAGCAGACUAUUUUGGGACGAACCGGCACCAUGGUGGACUGACAUUCCCAGCAGCACCUCCAGCAUUCCCAUUCAGUUUUCCAGGGCUUUUCCCAUCAGGACUUUACCACCGGCCCCCUAUAAUCCCAUCCACGUCACCCAUUAGCGGCCCUCUGAGUGGUGAACUACGAAAGAGUCCGCUGCUGUCCUCACCCAUCUCUGGGUCGCAUGACCUCUUGAAGAGUUUACACAAGGAUUCGUUCAACGGGGAGAGUGAGAGCAUGGAGCGUCAGAGGGAAGGAUCUGUCUCCAAACCGAGGCACGGCAGGAAGAUGAGUGACCAGUCGGAGAGUAGCGAUCUGGACGACGUCAGCACUCCGAGCGGGAGUGAGCUGGAAAGCACUUCAGGUUCAGAGUUGGACAGCGAAGCAGAAAGCGACCGGGAACGGGUGCGAGUGCGGGAGAACGGGAAGGGCCCGAAAAGGAAGUCAAGUGGGUUCAAUGAUGCCCAAAGCCCAACUCUUGUCAGCUCCAGUAGUAGUAGCAACACCAAUAAUGGAAAAGACUUCCCUGUGCCGGGGCUCCUUCCAUCAUCUUUGGACGAGCAAACGGCUGUUUCCGGUGCCGUUAAUGACUCGAUAAAGGCAAUUGCCUCCAUUGCUGAGAAAUACUUUGGUUCUACUGGACUUGCAGGCAUGCAAGACAAAAAAGUUGGGGCAUUGCCAUACCCUUCCAUGUUCCCUCUGUCUUUCUUUCCUGCCUUCUCUCCAUCAGUCUAUCCGUUCCCUGAAAGGGAGCAACUUAGACCUCCAGGCCACAAAGGGGAACCAGAAAGCCCUCUGAUUGAGGGUAAAAAACUUCUGGGCAGAAACGCUGAAUCACCUUUUGACCUCACCACCAAGCGGAAGGUAGAACGUCUUGCAGCUACCUGCACCCCUUUGAAACCGGAAGCCUCACACGUACAAUCAGCCAAUCAGGAUCAACCGCUGGACCUAAGUCUUGGUGGACGAAGUCGAAGAAAGAGUGUAAGAGGGGAGGAGUUAAAAAAGAACCCUGUCUUUGGUGAGGAGAGGGUAGAACCGGAGCCACCUAAGGCCGACCCUUCACUCCAACAUGCAAGACCUACACCUUUCUUCAUGGAUCCCAUUUACAGGGUUGAGAAAAGAAAGAUGAACAAUCCUUUCGAAGUCCUCAAGGACAAGUAUAUGCGGCCGGCUCCUGGAUUUCUCUUCCACCCACAGAUGUCGGCGAUCGAAAAUAUGGCCGAAAAGCUGGAAUCCUUUGGCUCUUUGAAGCCAGACGCCGGUGACAUCAUGCAUUCCGUUCCCUCCAUGUUCGACUUCCGGGCUCCGCCCACCACCCUUCCUGAGACACUGUUACGCAAAGGCAAAGAGCGCUACACCUGCAGAUACUGUGGCAAGAUAUUCCCACGCUCGGCCAACCUUACAAGACAUCUACGGACACACACGGGAGAGCAGCCUUACAGAUGUAAGUACUGCGAUCGUUCGUUCAGUAUUUCGUCGAAUCUUCAGCGUCACAUCCGUAACAUCCAUAACAAAGAGAAACCCUUCAAAUGUCAUCUUUGUGACCGCUGCUUCGGGCAGCAAACCAACCUGGACCGGCACCUCAAAAAGCAUGAGAACGGUAAUUUAUCAGGCACGGCAAUGUCGUCGCCCCGUUCAGAGCUGGACAGUGGUAGUGCCAUCUUAGAGGACAAGGAGGACUCGUAUUUUAACGAAAUACGGAACUUCAUCAGUAACACAGCACAGAACGCCACAUCUCCGUCACACUCUGAGGAAGGGCUGAACGGCAGUCAUUUUGAUGGCGACAAAGCCCUGCCUGGUCAGGGGUCACGUGACCUGGAUGAAGAAGAAGGGGAGGGGCUUGGAGCAGAGGAAGAGGAGGUGGAGCAUAGCGACAGUGCCAGGAAACCUAGCGGGGACGGCGUGCCUAGCAGUCUGGAUCAUGACAUAAAUGAUGACAUCGAUUUCGAGGGACCAGAUGAUCUGGAGAUGAAUAGCAAAUCCUCGCCACGAAGGUUUAAUGAGGAUGAGGAUGAUGAAGAUCACAGCAGUUUCUCCACGCUGGAUCACAUCCGUCACUUUAGUGUGGAGGAUGGAGACCUCAGCGACAGUGAUGUCACCAGCUUUGGUCCCGCCCACCUUCAAGAAGGCAUCAAGCAGCCUCUAUACAGGAAAUCUAAGUCACAGGCAUAUGCUAUGAUGCUGUCUCUAGCUGAUAAGGAUGCACUCCAUUCGUCUACCCAUAAUGCCCCGAUGUGGCACAGCUUGGCCCGCGCUGCAGAACCCAGCGCCAUUCAGUCUCUCAGUCACGUAUGACACGCCCAUGUACCAUGUGACCUAACUUAACAUUGUGUUACACUUCUGCCAGAGUCCCUGGUCCACACUCACACCUGCACAAGUGCCCAGAUCCUCAUUCACUUCCACCACACACACACACCCAGAUCCUGUGCAUAGCAGCUCACUGUCCAACAAAUGAUUGAUUGACUGUUCGAUUGACUUGUUGAUCGAGUUCAGUUUAUAGGAAUGAUAUUAGUGUCAGUAAUUUUGAUGGUGAUGAUGACAAUAGUAGUAAUACGUAAUAAUAAUUGUAUUUAUUCUGCCAAGUUCCAAUGUUUUGCACAGCAGUGGCAGCUGGUGAACAGUUUUUGAGAUUGCUAAUGAAAAGUCGGUGUCAUGAUUGUGAGUUUUGUCCGCUAAAACCGAUGGUUACUAAGAGUAACAAAUGAGAGUCUUCCACAAGACAAAUGUGAUCGCAAACUAUUACCGCCUACUGGCCUGUAAAUAUCUUUAGAAUUAACGCCAUCACACACACAAACAAAUAAACGCAAAUACAGACACGCAAAACAACCGUGUUUUUCAAGCAUUUUAUCAGUUUCCUUUAAGUCUUGUACAGAAACGUACAAGUUUACAAACUUAUGCGAGGGGUCGUGGGGUUAGCGUUUCUCUUUUAAGAUAUUCUCCAGGGGUUUGGGAAUUGAAAAAUGUAAACAGAUACACAUAAAAGGUGUGACCUUUAGACCUCUCACUGAUGCUGCUUGUAAAAAAAUGUAAAAAAUAAAAAAGGUGUACGGAGCGAGACGGUGACUAUUUUCAAGUUCUGUCAAAUUAAAGCACUGCAUUACCUUCAACCCACUUUCUCGCCAGUUUGUGCGAAAACAUGCUCUUUUUAGUUCGUUUCUUUUUGAAGUUGGAAGAGUGGUUGUAAAACAAAUGCUAGAAAAGGCAUUUUGUUUUUAGUUUUUUUCUAAAUUGAAAAUAAAUUAGUUUAAGAACUGAAUCUGUAGAACUCGCGUAAAGGGCAUUUUAUCAUUUCCACGGUAACCUUUUCCAUUAGUUGGCGAAUGAUACCACUAAAUAGCCUGAAUGCUAGUCUUUAGCUACACCGUCCUUGUGUGUCUUUCAUUUAUAGACAAUCAUGGGUUCCAUGUUUUAAUUUUUUUUUUUCCUCUUGUCGUUUGUUGCUUUGUCUCACUUUUUUUCUUGGUUGAUGUCCUCAAUGUUAUUGCCGUGUAUCUUGAAAGUUGUAUUUAUUUCUCUGCAAACUGUAGUUUGU
This is a messenger RNA of Sinocyclocheilus grahami, 4919 nucleotides long. Its product is annotated as MDS1 and EVI1 complex locus protein EVI1-like. The transcript has 15 exons. The record is from RefSeq and is a predicted model, not a curated record. Gene Ontology annotation, biological process: regulation of gene expression. NCBI's taxonomy places the organism in Eukaryota, Metazoa, Chordata, Actinopteri, Cypriniformes, Cyprinidae. Gene Ontology annotation, molecular function: protein binding. Gene Ontology annotation, cellular component: nucleus. The coding region runs from base 281 to 3682 and encodes 1133 amino acids.